AUGAAUCGCUACGGCAUCAUCAUGUCGGAACUGGGCUUCUGUGCAGAGCUGCUGGACCCCUUCAUCUUCCAGCACGUGGAUGUCAUUGCGAGGAAGCUCUUGCCGGCAUUUUGUGAGACGUUGGACUCCUACCGCGCAUUUACCGUCCUCUACGACGCCGAGAAGGAUGGUGAUCGGGAGUUAGCCAUGCACUACGACAACGCCGAGGUCACCUUGAACGUGAACAUCGGCGGAACUUGGGAAGGUGGCCAAGUGGCGUUCUAUGGCUUGGCCACUCGGGAGGAGACCGAGGCUCUCGAGGUCUCUCUCAAACGCGGGCACGGUGUCCUGCAUGCGGGCCUGGAGCUCCACAAGGCCCAGCCGAUCACCCAGGGGCGCCGGCACAACCUGAUUAUGUGGUGCAGGUCCAGCGGAAUCCGCAAUGACCUCUGCCCGAUGUGCUUUCAAGAGCCACGGGUGCUUCCGACGAACAAGUUCUACCAUGAAGGCUUCGCGGUGCCCGGCGGAGUGUCUGCCGAUGCGACUCGAGAGAUGUCGGAAGACCUGUACGACUAG
Messenger RNA from Symbiodinium natans, 555 nucleotides. NCBI's taxonomy places the organism in Eukaryota, Dinophyceae, Suessiales, Symbiodiniaceae. The record is from the annotation of a GenBank genome assembly.